This is a messenger RNA of Melopsittacus undulatus (budgerigar), 1514 nucleotides long. It is a transcript of the gene MAPDA, whose product is annotated as N6-Methyl-AMP deaminase. The coding region runs from base 10 to 1059 and encodes 349 amino acids. The record is from RefSeq and is a predicted model, not a curated record. Lineage: Eukaryota; Metazoa; Chordata; Aves; Psittaciformes; Psittaculidae. Gene Ontology annotation, molecular function: adenosine deaminase activity. Gene Ontology annotation, biological process: adenosine catabolic process; inosine biosynthetic process. The transcript is spliced from 10 exons.
GGCACCGUCAUGGCGGCGGAGCGGGAGCGGGAGCUGCGCUUCUACCGGCAGCUGCCCAAAGUGGAACUUCAUGCUCAUUUGAAUGGCUGUAUCAGUUCUGCCACUAUGAAGAAACUUACUGCCCGGAAGCCAGACUUGCAGGUCCAGAGUGGAAUGACUGUGAUUGACAAAGGAAAGAAAAGAACCUUAGAAGAGUGUUUUCAGAUGUUCCAGAUCAUCUAUCAGGUUACCACUAGCACUGAAGAUAUUUUAUUGAUAACUAAAGAUGUUAUUAAAGAAUUUGCCAAUGAUGGUGUCAGGUAUCUGGAACUGAGAAGCACUCCUAGAGAAGUAGAAUCUACAGGUAUGACCAAAAGGAUGUAUGUUGAAACUGUACUUGAGGGUAUAAAGCAGUGUAAAGAAGAAGGCUUGGAUAUAGAUGUAAGAUUGUUAGUAGCAAUAAAUAGAAGAUGUGGCCCGGCAGUUGCUAAGCAGACUGUUAAACUUGCUGAAGAGUUCCUUUUGUCCACUGAUGGGGUUGUAGCAGGACUUGACUUCAGUGGUGAUCCCACUGCAGGACAUGGUAAGGAUUUUUUGGAACCGCUCUUGGAAGCAAAGCAAGCAGGUCUAAAGUUGGCAUUGCAUCUUUCAGAGAUUCCAAAUCAAGAAGAGGAGACUAAAAUCCUCCUGGGCUUGCCUCCUGACAGAAUUGGACAUGGAACAUUUCUCAACUCUGCAGAUUCAGAAGAGUUGGUGCUACUGGUUCAGCAGAAUCAGAUACCCAUUGAACUUUGCAUGACAUCAAACAUCAAAACACAGACAGUGCCUUCCUGUGACAAACACCAUUUUGGAUACUGGUACAACAUGGGCCACCCUACAGUGCUUUGUACUGAUGAUAAAGGUGUCUUUGCGACAGAUCUAUCGCAGGAAUACGAGCUGGUUGCGAAAACAUUUAAUCUGACUCGAUCACAGAUGUGGGAUCUUUCCUAUGACUCCAUCAACUAUAUCUUUUCUUCAAAUGCAAUAAAGUCAAAGCUGAGGGAACAAUGGGAUAGGCUGAAGCCAACUCUGUUUGAUUGAUCAAACCGUUAUUCUAAACAGCUUGGGUGUAUUAGCUCACAUAAUAAGCAUUUUUUACUGAAGUUCCUGUCUUUAUUCAGACUUCAGGUUUAUAAAUCCAUCCCAUAAACUGUGCCUGUGCAGAAAGAAGACAACAGGAAUAUGUCCUUUGUGGGAACAGAAGUCAAUGUUCAGUAGUUGGGAAGGGCUCUCACCUAGUGACUAAAAUUGCAAGCAUGUUGUCACGUUAUUUCUGUCCAGUUGAUAUGGCCUUUUCAAAAUGUUCUUAGUUGAAAUAUAUAUCAUUAUACUACAAACAUCUGGGAGCUGGAGCAAACUGAAACGCAGCUGCUAGGGUUUAAAAAUGUCUCUGUUGGCAACAUUAUGCCAAGCAGUUUGUUUGUAUGGCGUAUUUGUGUAUUGUAUUGGUUUUAAACUAAAGUUUUGAGCCAUUGAUUAAACAUGAAGACAGAAAC